This is a messenger RNA of Caenorhabditis elegans, 1718 nucleotides long. RefSeq names its product Carboxylic ester hydrolase (gene cest-31). Gene Ontology annotation, molecular function: carboxylesterase activity. Lineage: Eukaryota; Metazoa; Nematoda; Chromadorea; Rhabditida; Rhabditidae. The record is from RefSeq and is marked reviewed.
AAUGGGUGGUCAUCUUUCACAUCUAAAACCAAAACCACUUCUGAAUGUUUUAAACUCGACAUGCGGUCCAGUUCAGGGAAACCUUUAUCGUCAUGGAAAUGAAGAGGUCCAUGGUUAUUUGGGGAUUCCAUAUGCUCAACCACCAAUCGGAAUACUUCGAUUCAAAAAACCUGUCAGUGCGGACGUUUGGACAGAAACCAGAGAUUGCACGAAGUACGGUCCCAGGUGCCCUCCCUCUGGAAUGCUCUAUGAGAAUCUCCAACUGCCGAAUACAGACAUUCCAGAUGAAGCAAACUGUUUGAGUUUGAAUGUGUUUUGUCCUCAGUGGGAAAUUAAGCAAUCGGCAAAACAUCCAGUUAUGAUUUUCAUUCACGGUGGUGGUUUCGAGCUUAGUGCAUCCAAAGACUAUUGUGAUUAUUCUCUUUCUGGAACUCUUCCACUGAAAGAUGUCAUUGUCGUAACUGUGAAUUAUCGGGUCGGCGCUCUCGGAUUCCUUACUACAGGAGAUGAUUCCUGUCGUGGAAACUUUGGACUAUGGGAUCUUACUUUGGCUCUGAAAUGGGUCUCCACGCAUAUUUCUUCUUUUGGUGGAGACCCGAAGAACGUGACUCUUUUUGGACAGAGUGCUGGAGCAGUUUGUGCAGAUUUGCUCAAUUUAAGCCCUUAUUCUAGAGAUUUAUUUCAUAAAUUGAUAAUUAUGUCCGGAAGUGCUCAUGUUCCAUUUGCAAUUCGAACUGAAGAAAAUCAAGCGCUUGUUUGCAUGGAAUAUGCUAGAAGCAGAGGGUUUUCCGGGUCAGGUUCAGCGGAACUCCUGGAGUUUUUUGAAAACCUACCUAUCGAGAAACUAUUAGAGAAGACGGGAUUGAAACAUACCGUUUCUAUAGAUCUAUCGUUUGCACCAAAUUUGGACGGUGACUUCUUCCCAAAACCACUUGAAGAACUUCGGCGAGAAACUCGAAAAAAGCCGGUCAUUGUUGGAAUGAUGGAAGACGAAGGCCUUAUUACAGCAUUUGCAGACGGAGAUUUUACAACUUGUGAAGAAAAUUUUAAAAGACGAGUUGAAUCCGAAUACAGAGGUGACGUAGUAGAAAAUCCAGAAAAUGUGCAGAAAAAUAUAAUGAAUUUUUACACAAAUUACUGUGAUGAAUCGGAGGAAAGAAAACUUGUUGAUUACAUUGGACAUUCUGUGUACAACGCUGGAGUUCUACUGUCUGCCGAAAGUUUAGCUCGAGCUGGGAACUGUGUGUAUUUCUAUGUAUUCGAUUUCUGGAACCCAGAUGGUUUUGGACCUGUUGGGAGCAUUGUGCCAUUUAAAGGUGCUGCACAUUGCAGUGAACUACGUUACAUUAUUGGUGAAGGAGUGUACAGCAAAUUUGAUGCAAAUGAAAAAGAUUUGAAAAUGAUGGAAUAUAUGACUACUAUGUUCACUAAUUUUGCAAAAUAUGGAAAUCCUAAUAUACCCGGCGUGACAAACUGGGAAACUUACACCGAAGGAAGUCGACAUUUUCACAUUGAUUCAACUGACAGUGAAAUGAAAGACAGUUUUCAAGAAAACCGCUGCCAAUUUUUGAAACAAAUACAAGAGCAAAGCAAGCGUUAUCAGCACAUUUUCUACGGGAAAAAAUAACUACUAACUAUUCUCUCUGUAUUUUAAUCUCUCCUCUCGUGUUUUGAAAAUUUGUGACCCAUUUUGUGUCAAUAAACUACAAAAAGGCGGG